AUGGCUUUGGGGGCAAUGAGUGGACUGCUCACAUCCGUCGACGACCGCAACCACAACAACACCACUGAAGACCCGAUUAUGACGAGAACACCUGCGAAAGUGGCCUCAACUCCCGUGCGGUCGACGUCCACACCAUUGGCGGCGACGACGAGUGGCAAGACUUUGGCGGCAAAACGACAGCGACUGUCGGCCAAGAAGUCGCGCAAACAGUCGGCGCCCAAAGCGCGGCGACCGGACGGCGACACUCACGCGGACGGCACCGCCACCAGUGGUCAUCGGCGCAAACGCUACAGACCCGGAACCGUUGCCCUGAGAGAGAUCCGCCGCUUCCAGAACACCACCGAUCUAUUGGUGCGGAAACUGCCGUUCGCUCGACUCAUACGCGAAAUACUUCAGGACAUCUACCCGUCGAACGCCAUCCGAUGGCAACACUCGGCGCUUAUGGCCAUACAGGAGGCCACCGAAGCCUAUCUCAUCGGUCUCUUCGAGGACACCAAUAUUGUGGCCAUUAAUGCCAAACGCGUGACAAUUAUGCCCAGAGAUAUGCGAGUCGUUCGCCGUAUACGCGGUGUCGGCGAUCCCGGCAACCGAUGA
Messenger RNA from Medioppia subpectinata, 594 nucleotides. NCBI's taxonomy places the organism in Eukaryota, Metazoa, Arthropoda, Arachnida, Sarcoptiformes, Oppiidae. The record is from the annotation of a GenBank genome assembly.